Molecule: messenger RNA, 451 nt
Organism: Cydia strobilella
Lineage: Eukaryota; Metazoa; Arthropoda; Insecta; Lepidoptera; Tortricidae
Exons: 2
Coding region: 27-371 (114 amino acids)
Source: RefSeq, a predicted model, not a curated record
UUGAAGCAAGUGUGACUAUUCGCAAGAUGUUCAAGAUUACGUUCGUGCUAGCAGUAGUCGUGAUGACGACGGUCACUGCCCAGUACGGUGGCCAAGGAGGCUUCGGGGGCCCGGGAGGAGGCUUCGGCGGCCAAGGAGGCUUCGGAGGCCCCGGAGGAGGCAGCUACGGCGGGGGAUUCGGAGGCCCAGGUGGCGGAUUUGGCGGCCAGGGAGGCUUCAACCAAGGAGGAUUUGGACAAGGUGGAUACGGCGGAGGACCGGGAGGUUUCGGUCAAGGAGGCUUCGGACAAGGAGGGUUCGGAGGACAGCCGGGAGGUUUUGGUCAAGGAGGCUUUGGGGGACUCGGGUUCGGAGGCCAAGGAGGUUUUUAAUUUAGACGGUAACCUCUAAAAACCAAGGACUUGAAAUAAAACAUUGUGAUAGUAACAUAUUAUAUUAUUUAAAAUUAAAU